AUGGGAAGAUGGAGAUGGAUGUUGAGGGAGUUUCUCCGCGCCCGGAGCCCAUCCCCCGCUCCCAGGGGGCUGGCGGAGCUUGCCCGGCGCCACCACCGCCGCCCCAGCCCCAGCCCCAGCCGCAGCAGCAGCAGCAGCAGCAGCACCACCACCACCAGCAGCAGCUGGCUCAGGAUGAACUGGCCGGCGAGUGUGCAGGCGCUGAGGACAGCGACGAUCCCGAGGCGAGACCCAACGGCGAGAGAGGCGAGAGCAAGAGAACCUCAGCCAGCAAGGCCUCCGGUGCCUCCUACAGCAGAUGGUCCAGUUCACAGCCACAUCAGUCUAGCUCGUCAGUGAGAGCCUACCAAACAAGUAAAUCACGAGUGACCAUGAGCCCUGGCUUCAGUUCCCAGUGGAACAGCACUCAACCAGCCUGGAAUACAUACUCCUUUCCAAGAGCAAGCUUGCACUACCAGUCCCAUGCCAGCUACACAUACUGUACUGGACACCCUGCUUCCUAUGCACCAGCUCCCCACCCCAUGGCUCCUCCCAGCCCCAGCACAAACAGUAGCAGCAACAACAGCAGCAACAACAGCAGUGGAGAACAGUUGAGUAAAACCAACCUGUAUAUUCGAGGCCUUCCGCCAGGCACCACUGACCAGGACCUCAUCAAGCUGUGCCAACCGUAUGGAAAAAUUGUGUCCACAAAGGCAAUUCUUGACAAAAACACGAAUCAGUGCAAAGGUUAUGGUUUUGUAGAUUUUGACAGUCCCGCCGCUGCACAGAAGGCAGUUGCAUCUCUCAAGGCAAAUGGAGUGCAGGCACAGAUGGCCAAGCAACAAGAGCAAGAUCCAACAAACCUAUACAUCUCAAACCUCCCCAUUUCUAUGGAUGAGCAGGAACUGGAGAAUAUGCUGAAACCCUUCGGACACGUCAUCUCUACAAGGAUACUAAGGGAUGCCAAUGGAGUCAGCCGGGGUGUUGGUUUUGCCAGAAUGGAGUCUACUGAAAAGUGUGAAGUGGUAAUUCAACAUUUUAAUGGGAAAUAUCUGAAAACACCACCAGGCAUCCCAGCCCCCAGUGAGCCUUUACUGUGCAAAUUCGCCGAUGGAGGGCAAAAGAAGCGUCAGAAUCAAAGCAAAUACACCCAGAACGGGAGGCCUUGGCCCCGGGAAGGAGAAGCUGGCAUGGCUUUGACCUAUGACCCCACAGCUGCCAUACAGAAUGGAUUUUAUUCUUCACCGUACAGUAUUGCAACCAACCGCAUGAUUCCACAGACAUCUAUCACGCCAUUCAUUGCUGCUUCCCCUGUCUCCACAUACCAGGUCCAGAGUACUUCAUGGAUGCCUCAUCCGCCAUACGUUAUGCAACCAACAGGUGCUGUGAUUACACCAACAAUGGACCAUCCUAUGUCAAUGCAGCCCACGAACAUGAUGGGUCCCCUGACGCAGCAGAUGAAUCACCUUUCAUUGGGCACAACAGGAACGAUUCAAUCCCAAGACAGGAUUAUGAUACUCCACCAGCUGUUGUGUCAGUAUAUGGCUGCUGCUGCUCCUAUGCAAGGGACCUACAUUCCCCAGUACACGCCUGUGCCUCCGACAGCUGUUUCUAUCGAAGGUGUUGUUGCUGAUACCUCUCCCCAGACAGUGGCGCCUUCAUCCCAGGAUACCAGUGGUCAGCAGCAACAGAUACCAGUGGACACAUCCAAUGAACACGCACCUGCAUACUCAUACCAACAGUCUAAGUAA
Molecule: messenger RNA, 1730 nt
Organism: Ochotona princeps (American pika)
Lineage: Eukaryota; Metazoa; Chordata; Mammalia; Lagomorpha; Ochotonidae
Gene: RBMS3
Product: RNA binding motif single stranded interacting protein 3
Exons: 16
Coding region: 9-1730 (573 amino acids)
Cellular component (GO): ribonucleoprotein complex; cytosol; nucleus
Molecular function (GO): mRNA 3'-UTR binding; poly(U) RNA binding; poly(A) binding
Source: RefSeq, a predicted model, not a curated record